Truncatella angustata is the source of this 1204-nucleotide messenger RNA. RefSeq lists its product as uncharacterized. Lineage: Eukaryota; Fungi; Ascomycota; Sordariomycetes; Amphisphaeriales; Sporocadaceae. The coding region runs from base 429 to 728 and encodes 99 amino acids. The record is from RefSeq and is a predicted model, not a curated record. The transcript is spliced from 2 exons.
GAGUGGUGACGAUCAUGUACUAGAUCAUCAAAGAAGAUAUAUUCUGUUGUUACAGGAUGUGGUUGCUGAUAUUCUCCACGCUUUUCUUUAGGAUAUAGUACUAUCCAGGUUCAGCGUCCCAAAUACCCAACUUUAAACAUUCUAUAGUGGGGUCCAAUUAUUGCUGGCUCUGGCUAACAAACAGUAUACCUUGCAGUCAUACUCUGUACCUUCAAAAACCUCGGUUCUCAGAGUUACAUAUAAGAGUAGGCACGCCCAUAGUAACUCGUCAGGCUCCUACCCUAAGAGAAGAACUUUCUACUGUUUCUGAAAGAUUCUUUGUGCGCAUUUGAGCGCAACGUGUGAAGUCCUGGCUUUGAAUUGGUGUUCGCCUUCGAGAUUAGUAAGUCACGUAAUACCCCACCUAUUGAACGACACCGUGGCUUGUAAUGCAUUGCAGCUCCGCAGUGUUUUGCGGGUAUUCUUUUCAGGUUCUCCCAUCACUGUUUUCCUUGUUACAUCUACACAAUAUACGGAAUUUGGAUCUCGAGCUUAGGGCGCCCGAAAUCGAUUAUGGCAACUUCGGGCUUGAUUUUGAUACUCCCAGUCUUUCGACAUUUAGGAGCUAUAGGUUACGCAAGAACAAAGAGGCAGCUUCUCAGUUAAGCGACGUGGUAGCUGACUCUCUCACUUCGAAUUACAAUUUAUGUGGAAACUGCAAUUGCGAAAAGGCAAACUUACCAAGCUAACAGAAGACAUAGUUAAACAUAUCAGUGUUUCGCCCAGCCGUUACUGGAAAGAUGAUUUAGAAUCUGAGAUUACAGCAAUCGUAACGAAUAAGGUAUCCGAACCCCAAUAGCAACCCGAGGAGACGAGAAUCAUUGUAUCGGUAUCUGAACGGGGCCAACAUGAUUUUUAGACACGUUCUGAUGGUUUACAAAUCGAUUGGGGAAAAUUUCAAGACAAGCUUUUAGUUUGGAGCAAUUCGGAGGAUAAACUCACAAUUAGAGUCUCUUUCAUUUUUAAGGAAAGUCAGGUUACUACUAUAAACAAAGUAAAACGUAGACGUGGAGCCACGUAGAGAUAACUUAUGGCCAGAGAUAACCUGAUCGCUUAAAAGGAAGUAUCAGGCAUACGUCUUGUGUGGAAAGAAGUCUACAGACUCCUCGAGUACGCGAGUAUGGUUUACACGAAUCGGGGGUUUUCUUACUAGCGUGACCCGGGC